Messenger RNA from Eremomyces bilateralis CBS 781.70, 537 nucleotides. RefSeq lists its product as uncharacterized. NCBI's taxonomy places the organism in Eukaryota, Fungi, Ascomycota, Dothideomycetes, Eremomycetales, Eremomycetaceae. Bases 1 to 537 code for a protein of 178 amino acids. The transcript is spliced from 2 exons. The record is from RefSeq and is a predicted model, not a curated record.
AUGGAUGCUAUCUUAUCCCCAACCCCCUACCACAUCCUCAGCUACGGCACCCUCCUCGGCGCCAACCUCUACAACACCUUCGUCGCCAGCAUCCUUUCCUUCCGCACCCUCCCCCGCCCGCACUUCUCCGCUCUCCAAUCCGCCUCCUUCCCCAUCUACUUCACCAUCCAAACCGCCCUCCCCCUUGCCAUGGCCCUCACCUACCCCUCCCCCUCCACCUCCAGCUCCGGUCCGCGCGCCCUCCUCGCCCACGGCACCCUCGCCACGAAAACUCUCCUCGCCAUCAUGUUCCUGGGGGGGUUGGUGAAUAAAGCGGUGUUGGGCCCGAUGACGAACGCAGCGAUGAGGCGGCGGAAGGCACAGGAGACGAGGGAGGGGAAGCGGGCGGGGGAGGGGCGGGAUGCGCCGGUGAGUGGGGAGAUGAGGGCGCUGAAUCGCCGGUUUGGGGUGUUGCAUGGGGUGUCGUCGUUGGUGAAUUUGGCGAGCGUGCUGGCGAGCGUGGGAUAUGCGUUUGAGUUAUCACAACGGAUUGCAUGA